AUGCACGAGCAUAUGCUCAAGAAACAGACCCUUCUCAAGCAGCACGGCUACCAUCUCAAGAUCAUGUGGGAGUGCGAUUGGGAUCGGGAGGUCAAGACCAACGAGGCCCUCCAACGAUUCUUGGCCACUUACCAGAAAGUGGACCCCCUAGAACCGCGCAUUGCCUUCUUCGCUGGCAGAACCAACGCCGUGCGUCUUCACCACUCCGUCGACCAGAGCCAGGGCGAACAAAUCAGAUACGUGGACGUGACUUCCCUGUACCCGUGGGUCAACAAGACUUGCGAAUACCCCGUUGGACAUCGCGAGAUCCUCACCAACCCCACCGACCAAGACAUCCACCACUACUUCGGCAUGCCCUACAUCGACAUCCUUCCACCUCCGCACCUUUACCAUCCCGUGCUACCGCAUCACCAGGCCGGUAAACUCACCUUUCCUCUGUGCCGCUCCUGCGUCCAAGACCAAAUUCCGCUUCCUCAGCGGGACAAAUCGUGGCGGUGCUCGCACACGGAGACUCAACGCGCCUUGCGCGGAACUUGGUGCACGCCCGAAAUUCAAGAAGCCGUUCGACAGGGGUACAUCGUCCUGCACAUUCACGAGGUGUGGCAUUUUCCCCCAAAGCAAAGACGCAAGGGUCUCUUUGCCGACUACGUCAACACCUGGCUAAAAAUCAAACAAGAAUCCGCCGGGUACCCCGGCUGGUGCCUCACCCCCGACGACAAAUUACGCUACGUGCGCCAAUACAAAGAAAGAGAAGGCAUCUCCCUCGACACCGCCAUGAUCCAGAAAAAUCCCGGCCGGAAAGCCACGGCCAAACUCAUGCUCAACUCCUUCUGGGGCAAGUUCGGAGAAAACCUCCACAAGAAACACACCGAAACCGCCACAUCGCAAGCUCAACUCUUCGGUUUGGCAUCCAACAGUUUUCACGACAUCCGAGCCAUCCGGAUCUGCUCCGACGACGUCCUCGAAAUAGAUUACCUAGACCUCCGCGAGAACCAAAUCGAUAACGGACGCGUCAACAUCUUCGUGGCCGCCUUCACCACCUGCUGGGCCCGUCUCAAGCUCUAUUCGUAUCUCGACCAACUGAAGCAACAAGUGCUGUACUUCGACACCGAUUCCGUCAUCUACUCCCACAAACCCGGUCAAGCCGACAUUCCCCUAGGCGACUACUUGGGCGAUAUGACCAACGAGCUGGACGCGGACGAUUACAUCGUCGACUUCACUUCGGCCGGACCCAAAAAUUACGGCUACAAGACCAAACUCGGCAAAGUCUUGCUGCAAAGUGCGAGGGUUCACUCUCAAUGUACGCGGUUCCCAACAACUCAACUAUGA
Orbicella faveolata is the source of this 1329-nucleotide messenger RNA. RefSeq lists its product as uncharacterized. Gene Ontology annotation, biological process: DNA replication. Gene Ontology annotation, molecular function: nucleotide binding; DNA-directed DNA polymerase activity; DNA binding. The record is from RefSeq and is a predicted model, not a curated record. NCBI's taxonomy places the organism in Eukaryota, Metazoa, Cnidaria, Anthozoa, Scleractinia, Merulinidae.